GAAAACAGUUUUUGAUGUCAGCUGUCAGAGUAGAUCCAGAUAAUCAUAACAUUACACAAUCAAUAGUGUUUUGGUGGACAUGUAAAAUCUGUGAAAGUGAAGCAAUUAAUAAUAAAGUGAGACUGUAUCAGCGGAACAUAUUCUCAAUUGGCUUCGUUAUAAAAUCGGCGAUUUUUUUAAAUAUUGUCUUUAGUGACAGUUUUUUGUAAUUCAUUUUAGAAACAAAAUGGCUGGACCUACAUCUCCUCAUCUUGUCAUUCCUUUGAUGUUUUGGGGGGAAUCAUCUCCAUCCCAUUGCAUUUCAGCAAUCCAAAUUUCACAUGAUCAUUGUACUUUAGUAACCGGAAGUCAUGAUGGUCAACUGUGUGUUUGGGUUAUGGAUCCAAAUACUUACAAGGCCACCCCUAAAUGUUUAUUAGUGGGUCAUACAGCUUCUAUUGUGUGUCUUGUAGCAGCUAAGAACACCCUAGAAAUGGAAUGUAUCGUCAGUUCAUCAGAAAAUGGAGAAAUGUGUACAUGGGAUUUGAUUGAUGGUCAAUGUAUUGAAUCAGUUAAGCUCCCCCAAAUUCAUUCUCACAUACAGUCAUAUUCGUUUGGAGGGACUGAAGAUGCGUCUCUGUUUUGCAUUGGAAACUAUCCAGAGAUCCUUGUCAUUGACCCGUUUACUUUAGAAAUAAUUAUGAAUCUGACUAGUCGCGUGCAUCCUGAUUGGAUGGCAGCAAUUCACGUUUUACGUCCAACACGGAGGCAAGAUGAUGUGGUAUUGGGAUUAACCACUAGCGGCGUGGUCAAAGUCUGGACUGUAGGCGCACAAGAUUUGAACAAUUUAGGAGAACCCGUUCUGGAACAUGAGAGCAAGCAAAUUCGUUGUUUAAGUGCAACGUCUAUGACGUGUUGUUUGUAUAAUCAAAGGACUGUUAUCAUUGUUAGUCCUAAAUAUUGGCAGAUUUACGAUGCCGGCGAUUUUUCGUUGCUGUGCUCCAUGGCAUCGAGGCAAGGCGAAUCGUGGGUUGGUGGAGAUUUCUUGGCUACCGAUCGCGUUAUCGUAUGGAAUAACGCAGGGACGGGAUUCAUCUAUCGACUUCCAACAAACAAACUGAAAGGACAUGUCAUGCGUUGUGUCGUGGAGAGCAAGGACUUCCACAAUAAAUCCUCAGAAGAAGAUUUCCCUUUCCUCUACUGCGUUCUGAAAUUGGCAGAUGAGCAAAAAUUCCCUUGCCCGCCUUCCAUUCGCUGUAGUUUAGUUGUCAAGGGUGACGGCCGGCUGGUCAAACUUUUAUUGCGAGGUGAUGCAAACGGUCGUGUUUCCGUGUUCAGCAUUCCAGAGGUUACGGACAAUCAGUUGGAACAAAUUCAACAACUUGAUUUUGACAACCCGCCAAUUAUGAAUCCCCAGUCAUGCAGUAGCCUUGCAGAUGCAUGGGACGCAAUUUAUCCGAAACCCGUUGGAGUACUAAGUCAUGUGGACAACAAUAUCUCUGUCACAGCUAGUUUGUAUAUUACAACACAAAAUCGUCUCGUGUGUGGCAGAGCAGAUGGUUCUAUUGUUCUUGUUAAUGGCCUCGCAACACUCAAGUCGCUGCUUCUUCAGCAAUCUCAGAAUGAUUUACAAAAUAUGCUCACUCUUGAGGGACAUACAUCCAGAGUGACUUGCUUGUUGUAUCCUUAUCAAUUACACACUCGCUACGAUCCAGUUCAACUCGUAUCGGGCGGGGCCGACUUCACUCUCUGCUUAUGGGACAUCUCUUCUGGAACACUACUGCAAAAAUUCUGUGUCCAAGUUGGAGAAAUAGCUCAGUUACUCGUACCUCCAGCUAAUUCAUCGCCGCGCAUUUUGCAGUGCAUCUGUAGCGUUGCCAAAGACCAUUCCGUUUCUCUCAUCAGUUUAAAGGAGCGCAAAUGUGUUCUCCUCGCAUCACGUCACCUAUUUCCAGUGACGUGCAUCAAAUGGCGCCCGCUAGACGACUUUAUGAUGGUCGCUUGUUCCGAUGGAACUCUUUAUGUCUGGCAAAUGGAGACUGGGCAGUUAGAUCGAGUCGUCCAUGGGAUGUCUGCUGAAGAAAUAUUGAACGCAUGUGAUGAAAGCGUUUCUAUCGUUCCUAGUUUUCAAGAAGGAGGGCUGGCCAAUCCCGCUGUACAUUUUUUCCGUGGGCUGAAGCAUCGCAACAUCUCUGCCAUCCGACAUGCCGCUCUUAGGGGACUCAAUCAACUGCAGCACGCAAGUGCGUCAGGUCAUCAUGAUUCUGGAGAUCAUGCCAAGGAUCGAGGCGUUCCCUUGACCAUCCAGGGACUUCGUUCAAACGCGAGUGAAAAAGAAUUUCACGCCGUUUUCUUCGAUGCAGAAGCACUCGUUGUUCAACUGUUGCACGAGGAGUAUAGUUUGAUGUCACCCAACACCCUGGAGACUCACGGUCUCAUCAACCAAAGUGAAUAUCAAAAAGUUGCCGCUUUGACUCAUUCGGCUUCACCAGAUGCCCAAAAGAAAAUCGCAGAUUUCCUUGGCAAAGUUAAGGACAAAGCCGGAGACAUGGAAAGACGUCUUAAAGACAAAGACAAACACGGCAUUCUGGCAAAAGUGAGAGAAAGCGCGGAGAACAUGCAACAUAAAAUCCAAUCCAGAAGUGAUGCUGGAGCCAGUGUUAGGUCUUCAGAGAGAGGAGCUGAAGACGACGGUCUUUCCAACAACGAAAAUGUGCGUCAACGUCAAAUUCCGCAUACUUUGCCCAACGAUUGGAGUUUGACAAUGGAAAUAGCCCAGCUUCUUCUUUCAUUACUGCAUGGAUGGACAUUGGACAAGGAUUUGGAUCAUGCCUGCCAGAACAGAUUAGGUCUCGCCAAACCCAAGAGCCCCGUAUGCUUCGGACUUAUUUCACGUUCUGGCCACAUGAUGCUUAUGCUUCCUACAUGGCCUGCCGGAGAGCCUGUAGAUCAUUUCACUUCAUUUGGACAUUGGGCGAUAUCGAGCACGUUAACCACCAACCAUUUACUAGCUAUUGUGGCGCUAUCAAAUACGCUUAUGUCUAUGAACAGUGCUGCAUUCACCGACGGGAAAAUCAUCCGCCAAUUUCCCCCAAGAGAAAUCGCGAGGUCCAGCGAGGAUAGAAAGGGAGAGGAAUCUUCCAUGGUCCUUGAUGUGCAAACCAAGCAGGGAUGGAGCUUGAUGGCAACUUUGCAUUGUGUGCUGUUGCCCGACAAAGUUCAAGAGCUCCAACUGCUGCACAAUUCUUCGGUCUUGGAAGUAUUUAGAAAGGCUCAGAUAGAAAUGCUUGCGCGUCGUUGGCAAGACCGUUGUUUAGAGAUUCGAGAAGCAGCACAAGCUCUUCUCCUUGCCGAGUUGGAGCGAGUGGGAGUGGAUGGGAGAAAAUCCUUGGUGGAUAAGUGGGCCACUUUUCUGCCCACAUAUGCAGAUCCCUUCACUAUAAUCGGCUCUUCGCUGAGCGUCGGAUCGAACGCAGCCAAUCUCACGGGAUCUGGAACGCAGAAUCUUUCGAUUCCUUCACAGCAGUGGGGAAGUGAUGGAAGUUCACCAGCCCGUCCAACCGGAGAGUAUGAGGCGGAAGAGGAUCACGAUGAUGAAGAUGAUGGUGAAGAUGUUGCCCUUCGCCGACCCAAUCGUUCCAUGGAACUCAAGCGACGACAAGCGACCUCUGUAGUAUUAUUGGGUGUCAUUGGAGCGGAAUUUGGCCAAGACGUCGGCGAAAAUAAGAGAACAGGCGAGGCAGAUCCGCGCAAAAAGAAGACUGUCGAAGGUUUUGGCCUGGGACCGAAUCAGAAUCUUGCACGAUUGACCAGCAAAGCACUGACUUAUUUGUUGUUGGCGCCAGCGACACCCAAAUUACCUUUGCAUACUUCGUUACGACGAGCAGCCAUCGAUUUGAUUGGACGUGGUUUCACGGUCUGGGAACCACAUCUUGAUGUCUCCAAAGUGCUCCUGUCCAUGCUUGAACUUUGCUGUGAAGGAGAUAAACUCAUCCCGAGUAUGAGCUACGGUCUUCCUUUGAGUCCAGCAGCCGACUCUUGCCGCACGUCACGGCAUGCUCUAACACUGAUAGCCACUGCACGACCCGCUGCAUUCAUCACAACUAUGGCAAGAGAGGUUGCAAGAUACAUCACUUUACAGCAGAAUGCCCAGGCAUUAAAUGUUAAUCUCGCUAAUACGACCCUAGCCAGAGCUAAACCAGAAAUACUUCGAGUGAUUGAAUUGCUCAUCGACAAAAUGCAAGCUGACAUUUCGGAUCUGCUCGUAGAGGUCACCGACAUCGUUUUACAUUGCGUGGACCACGGGCAUUUGAAAGGUCGGUCCCUUUCUGAAGUGUUUCCUUCCUUGUGUCGUUUCAGCCAGAUCACUCAUUGCUCUUCAAGUCGUCGAAUAGCCGUCGGUUCUCGAAAUGGAUCUCUGGCUUUGUACGAACUCCGCGGGCAAAAGUGCCAGUACAUUCAGGCACACAAUGCCGAGAUAACGGCUUGCGCCUUUUCGCCUGACGGGAAAAAUUUAGCGUCGUACUCUAGCACAGAGAACAGGCUGUCGUUUUGGCAGCAAUCGGCGACGGGUGUGUUUGGAUUGGGAGCGGUUCAGACACGCUGUGUUAAAACAUACACCACUGAUCCCGUGCCGCAGUGUGUAAGACCUGGAAGUACGAUACCGUUGAGAAUGGCUCGUCUUCAGUGGCACAGUGGCAAAACAGUUGCUAUCAUGCUUUCUGAUGGCUCCGAAACGCGUUACCAUCUCUGACGAGUGAUGAUGAGAAGUCAGAACUUACUUUUUAAAAUGAAGAAGUCGAAUUCCAACCAUAAAUCAAUGAAAUAGUCGUCGCUUCUAUUGCGAGCUCGAUGUUAGUUCUAAACAGUUUCUAUGUCUGGAUGUCUUCAUAUGUAAUAAACUCUAAUCAAAACA
Messenger RNA from Daphnia pulicaria, 4894 nucleotides. It is a transcript of the gene Rbcn-3B, whose product is annotated as WD repeat-containing protein 7-like. The coding region runs from base 227 to 4732 and encodes 1501 amino acids. The record is from RefSeq and is a predicted model, not a curated record. The transcript has 30 exons. Gene Ontology annotation, cellular component: cytoplasm. Gene Ontology annotation, molecular function: protein binding. Lineage: Eukaryota; Metazoa; Arthropoda; Branchiopoda; Diplostraca; Daphniidae.